AUGCAGGCCUACCGUUCUAACUCGGUGCGUUCGCCUUCAUGCUUGAGCAACCCCCAUGGACUUCAACUGGUCUACCCGCAGUACCCUACCCCCACCACCGACGUGCCUGCCGCCGUACACGCCCUUAUCACCGCGAUGAAAAGCAUACAGACGUCGCUGCAAGCCUGGGCGUCCGUGCGCGCUGCUGCCGAAAAAGUCAGCGACGCCUACAUCAAUUUCGGAAACGCGUUCAACGCUGUCGUGCACGCCUUCAGCGCUUACAACAUCGACACGAGAGAUAUACACCCGAUCCCUCAGCGCCUGCGGUCUAUCCUCGAAGUGUGCCUCGGCCAAAACCCCUCACCCGCCGCGCUCUCGGCGUACAUGCCCGAAGUGCGCCAACAGUUGUUCGAUGUGCUCGCCGGCCUGCGCACCAAGCAGGCCGCAUGGCGCGCAGCCACGGGACGUCCGCCGCUUUUGCUUCCCGUCUCGCUCGACUGA
This is a messenger RNA of Coniophora puteana RWD-64-598 SS2, 480 nucleotides long. RefSeq lists its product as uncharacterized. The transcript is spliced from 2 exons. Lineage: Eukaryota; Fungi; Basidiomycota; Agaricomycetes; Boletales; Coniophoraceae. The record is from RefSeq and is a predicted model, not a curated record. Bases 1 to 480 code for a protein of 159 amino acids.